AUGGCGAAGAGUUUCGAGUUCCAGUUCGAUCUUGACGAUGACGAAGAAACAUGGCUCACUCCUCAACUAUCAGAAAGAUCGGUGGGAACGCAGUCCAAGCCUGUGGAUUUGAAGGAAUGGUUCGGACAGAUUCAGACCUCUGAUCGGGCAUCUUUACUUAGUAAAAAGUUGCAGAAAUAUGCGCAGAAACGAGCUGCACGAAACGAAAGAUUACGCUUGGGAAUCUCUUCUUCCCUGGAUGUCGUAGCGGAAGCAGAUGGAAGUCCUGAACCUGUAUAUGCGUCAGAGGACAUCAAAACAUUGGACUCUUCUCCUUCUCCGACGGCGAUAUGUGCACCUAAAAUACAGCAAAGUGAAGAGGAAGUGCAGUCUCCACAUCACGAAAAAAUAUGUGACUCUGGCAUAGCGAACAGUUUUACUGAUCCAUCAGAUACUUCGUCCUGCGCCAGUUCUACCAUAGCAUCGAAGCUAGUAAGCUCGACACCUUUACCAGGUUCGGACCACCGCUCUUUUGGUGACACUGAAGAUGAGUCCCCCUCGCCAGUCUACUCACCACGUGCACCCAAACAAGAACCGUCAGACUCUGAUGAGGAAUUCUUCGACGCAAGUUCGGAUUUCUGCGAAGACGUGCGGAACCUAUUAUUGACGUCGUCACUGCAUGAAGAUCAACUUGACGGCAAUGGCAUGCUGCCGGAUGAAGACUCGGGGAUUUCUGUUGUCCGUAAUUGUAUGACUCAGUCACUGAUGAAAGUUGAAGAGGAGACCCCUGUGUCUCAGCUGAUAGUUCAGUCAAACAACUCGAAGCCAUUCAGAUCGAGCUCUGUUAGUCCCCGCCCCAUUUCCAUCAUGGAUUCCAAUACAAUGUCGACACAAAUGAGUACAACUCCAUCAAAAGAGUUUGCUGGAAGUAUUGAACAGCUGCGUAAUCAACACUCAAAAACUACACCGCUGACGUCCCGAAAUCGCGGUGCCACCACCAAAUCUCAGGCGAGACUAUCACGACCGGCUACUACUACAUUACGGCCAUUGGCGACACCUCGUCCUACAGGGAACACCACAACCCCUGUGAACUUAAGUCAGAGAAAUUCUGGACAGUCCAAAGUGCGUAUGUCUAACCCGAAAGCCCAGCUUCUGCAAACACUAAUAUCGACACCAGUUGCGGCCAGUAAAGAUGCAGAUCGAAAUAGCAACAUUACUACCACGCCGGAUAACCUAACACCUCGAGCGGCUUCUGCACCACGCCCUUCGCCACAAACUCAUCCUGACAUACCGGAUCUGGCAGCUCUAAGAGAAAUCGCAAGACAACAAGAAGAAGCUCUGCGCCAGGCCGUAGAACAGCAACAACAUGGGUAUAUUGAGCGGAAACAUUCGUGGCAAAACGAUGCCCUUUCCAAGAGCGCACACUCAUCAGCAGGUUCUCUUGUUAGUAGUAAGUCAGUGGAUAUGACAACCCUUCACAAAGCGAAUGCAAAUAGUGCUUCGAAAAUUCCUGGGCCAACUCGGGUGCAAAGAAAAACCGGAAUCCCUGCUCCUUCGAAAAGAAAUCAGUCCACACAAACCGAUUUGGAGCUGCUGCACGCUGUGCUUCGGCCGUCCCGCAGCCUACCGACGAUGAUGAGUGCUUCUGACGAUUUCGAUAUUCUACAGUCACUUGCCAUAUCGUUUUCCAGCGCAUCAUUUGUUCCACGCAGUCGAGGUUCAAAUUUUUGA
Necator americanus (New World hookworm) is the source of this 1710-nucleotide messenger RNA. RefSeq lists its product as uncharacterized. The record is from RefSeq and is a predicted model, not a curated record. NCBI's taxonomy places the organism in Eukaryota, Metazoa, Nematoda, Chromadorea, Rhabditida, Ancylostomatidae. The transcript is spliced from 14 exons. Bases 1 to 1710 code for a protein of 569 amino acids.